CUAACCCUGUCCAUCUCCUCUGUCAGCUCUACUCCUGCUGUGCCUCCUGACACUGAUCUCAUCCUGGAGGUGCAGCUGUUGUCGGCAGAAGACGCCCCAGACCUGGAGCUCAUGCUGCCCUCUGAGCGAAUCAGUUUGGCCAACAGAAAACGAGAGCGAGGAAACAUCCACUACCAGCGCACCGACUACGCCUUCGCCAUCAACUCGUACGGAAUCGCUCUACAGAUAACUGAAGCGACAUCCAGAGUGGACAUCAGUCAACAAGAAGAGGAAGAACUUUUGGACAUGAAGGUGAAAUGUCUCAAUAACAUGGCCGCUGCUCAACUCAAACUAAACCACUAUGAAGCCGCACUGCGCUCUUGCGUCUCCGUCCUGGCGCACCAGCCGGACAAUGUCAAAGCCCUGUUCCGCAAAGGCAAGGUACUGGCUCUGCAGGGCGAGUAUGCUGAAGCCAUUAAAACACUGAAAAGGGCCUUGAAGUUGGAACCAAGUAAUAAGACCAUCCACGCUGAGCUGUCGAAGCUUGUGAAGAAACACUCCGAGCAGAAAGGAGCCGAACAGGCCAUGUAUAAAAAGAUGCUGGGUAACCCAACGAACGCCAGUUUGCAGAAACACCGUGCCAAGUCCUCAUGGAGUCUCAGCUGGAAGUGGCUCUUUGGGGCAACAGCCGUUGCGAUUGGCGGUGUAGCUUUAUCAGUCGUCAUUGCAGCUAGAAAUUAAUCCCAAAUUCACUGUGACGAGAUGAAUGAUGUGGUGCUGAAGACCUUGAGUACGCCAGGCACCCAAACACCUUACCGACUGUCAUAAAAAAAAUUGUAAUUGAAAGUAAAAUGGUUGUAGUUCUGUUGCCCUUCAUCGCACUGUAGAGGUUUUAAAUGUACUUUCAAUGUAUGGAAGAUGAGCUGGGGUGAAAUAGAUGUGAGAAAUGUGAUCUAAUUCCUAUUUAUGUACA
Molecule: messenger RNA, 952 nt
Organism: Sinocyclocheilus grahami
Lineage: Eukaryota; Metazoa; Chordata; Actinopteri; Cypriniformes; Cyprinidae
Product: peptidyl-prolyl cis-trans isomerase FKBP8-like
Exons: 5
Biological process (GO): negative regulation of apoptotic process; protein folding
Cellular component (GO): membrane; endomembrane system; cytosol
Molecular function (GO): protein folding chaperone; protein binding
Source: RefSeq, a predicted model, not a curated record